GGGUCUAUACAACACUUUACGUCACUAUAGUCAUGAAAUUUCAUGCAAACGACCCAGCUGCAGUUUUCUAUAUCUGGCAUGCAGUGCAAAGGUUGGUUCCACGGAGCGUGCACAGAUCUCACAGUAACUGCUUAAAACAGACUCACCUUUCUCUCGCUACUCUGCAUCCUCCCCUAGUACACAAAGUGCCUUGUGGCUAAAUCCGGACCUUUACAUUAUUUACACGGUUGCUUCUAUUUCUGAAUGCUAUUUAUUGCAACAUUUCGGCACGUUUGCAUUGCUGCCUCAUCACUCCCAGCAGGUGCAUUGGUAAUAUGUGUUCUAUUAUGUUUGGCUACAAAUUCAUGCGUCCAGACUCAUUGCACGGUAAAUUUAUUACAACGAAAACUUUAGUUUUGUAGGAUGCCAAUUUCCUACCGUCCCUAAGCGCUGCUGUUGGCAGCAAUGAACCUCAAAAGACGAUAUGGAUCAUAUCGAUUCUUAUUAGUUCGGCUUGGAGGCUGUUGAUUCUAUUAAAUAGUUACAUAAAUUCCCGUAAAUUCAAUUCAUUCUCAGGCGGUCAUUUAUCCCUUUCCAAUUUGCCAUAUCUAUCAAGUUUUAUUGAAAUAUUUUCACUCAAUAUGCUUAGCAUUGUUUCUUCAUCUGAUAACUACAGUGAGCGUCAACUUUACAACAAUUCCUUUCAGUUCAGCACCGCAAUUACUUCUGUGUCUUUGCUUUGUUCUCGGUGGUCUACAUGAUAACAGAUGUUUACGUAUUACAACUUAAGCUUAAAACAACUGAAAAUGCUUUUCUGAGUAACAUAUUACGAAAGAAGAUAUAUCUUAUGGCGUUCUACUUAAUUUGUUUGUUGAUUGAUGGACUGUGUUAUUGGAUUCACAUGACAUUUUGUCCUCCAUAUGCUUAUACUAUAUUUUCUGCAGUUGAAUAUGCUGCGAUAUUUGCAAACAUUUUUUAUCACUAUACAACCUCCAGUACAUUUGAAGAUAUAUCAGUGAGGAAAAUGAUCAUUUACUUUUCCACCGGUCGAACUAUUCCGUUCGUAAAUAUGAAGUCAGAACUACCAUUGUUGGAAGUAAAAUGAAUAAUUGUUUUUCAAAUAGAAUUUUAUUUAAUUCGCUAUCAUUCUUAUGUACGUGAGAUUAUACAACCCAUUAGAUUACAUAAAGCAUAUUUUGUUAACUGUAUAGUAACGUCGAUGAAAUACAAAAUUUCACACAAUCUAA
Schistosoma haematobium is the source of this 1226-nucleotide messenger RNA. Its product is annotated as Post-GPI attachment to proteins factor 2, variant 3. Bases 737 to 1084 code for a protein of 115 amino acids. The transcript is spliced from 4 exons. Lineage: Eukaryota; Metazoa; Platyhelminthes; Trematoda; Strigeidida; Schistosomatidae. Gene Ontology annotation, cellular component: Golgi membrane; endoplasmic reticulum membrane. The record is from RefSeq and is a predicted model, not a curated record. Gene Ontology annotation, biological process: GPI anchor biosynthetic process.